AUGCCAAAGCCACGUACCAAGCGCGGUGCCCUCCGCAAUGAGAGAAAACGCAAGCGUCGCGAGGAACAAGAUGCCAACUAUGAGUUCAAGAGACACCGUCAUGACCCCGAGAACGAGAACGACGACGGCGACGGCGACGACGAUGACGGUGAUAAGAGAAGGAGGAAGAAGAAGAAGGAGGACAAUGGACGAGAUCAAGGACAGAUGGACGAAUACGAUGCGUCCAUCUUUGGAGGGGCCGAGAGGGUGGAGACGGAAUUCUUCGGCAUGCUGUCCGACGAGGAGCAGGAGUAUUUCCGCCGAUCGGACGAGCUUCUGGAGCUGAACCAGUUCCCCAGCGCAGAGGACCGCAAACUCUUCCUCGACAGUGUGCUGGGCGAGGCCAAGGGCAAGGAGCUCAAGCUGGCGAGCAGUCAGUCGUGCUCGCGGCUGAUGGAGCGGCUGAUCCAGCUGUGCAGCGCUGCGCAGCUGAAGCGCAUCUUUUCCGCCUUCGCCGGUCACUUCCUCAGUCUGGUGCAGCACCGCUUCGCCAGUCACUGCUGCGAAGCGCUGUUCCUGCGGUCGGCGGGUGCAGUGACGGCUGAGCUGGCCGGGGGGUUCGUGGGUUUCGUCAUCGACGCUUCCAAGCAUGCCGGCGGCGACAAAGAGGAGGAGCCCGAGCUGCCCAUGGAGACCAUGUAUCUCGAGACUCUGGAUGAGCUGGAGGGUCAUCUGCCCUACCUCAUCACCGACCGCUUCGCCUCGCACACCCUGCGCGUCCUGAUCAUGGUCCUCUCGGGCCGUCCGCUCGACGACGCUUCUGUGCGCACCCUGAUCAAGAGCAAGAAGAAGGAGAACAUCUCCGUGGCUGGUGCCGCUGAGGCUGACGAGGGCAAUCAGGGUCUGCGUGCCGUGCCCGAGUCCUUCACCAUGGCUCUGCAAAAGAUUGUCAACGACUCCGUCUCCGGCCUCGACCCUACCAGUCUGCGCGUCCUGGCCAAGCACCCGAUCGGUAACCCGACGCUGCAGCUCCUACUCGAGCUGGACCUCAGCUUCAACAAGAGCGACAAGAAGGCGGCCGACGCCGAGCGGGAGGAGCCCUCUCUGCUGCAGCGCCUCCUUCCCGGUGCGCCGCAGUCUCUGGCUGACGAGUCCUCCGAGGCCUCCGAGUUCAUCAACGGCAUGGUCUACGACCAGAUUGGCUCGCGACUCAUCGAGACCCUCAUCACACACGCACCCGGCAAGGUCUUCAAGUCACUCAGCCACAACAUCUUCCUCCCCCGUAUACAGGGCUACGUGCGAAACGACGUGUCGUGCUACCCUGCCAUACGUGUCCUGGCCCGUCUCGGAAAGGACGACCUCGCCAGUGCCGUGGCCAAGAUCGAGCCCACGGUCCCGCAGCUGGUUGAGAAGACGCGCUACAACGUCCUGCGCACACUUCUUGAGCGCUGCGUGGCCAGAGGCCUCAACGAAGAGAUCAAGCACAUCAACCGCGGUAUCAAGGACGGCUGCGGACCGCAGCCGUCAGACCUGGUCAAGACACUGUGCUCCCUAGGCGACGACGAGGAUGUCACGGGCGAAGGUGGCGAGAAAGAGAAGAAGAAGAAGAAGGCCGACAAGAGCGACGCUUCCCAGCUAUCCCGCAACGAGUACGCCAUCCAGUCGCACGGCGCCCAGCUACUCACGACGCUGCUGUCAAUCCCCGGGCCUUCCAAGGGCGUGCAAGAGGCGCUGCUGGCUCUCUCGCCCGAGCAGCUCCUCCGCCUGGCCAAGGCAUCCCUGCCGACCGUCAACGUGCUCUCGACGGCCCUUGCCACGCCGUCGCCCAACAACCCGGCCUUCCACAAGGUGCUAACCUCGAAGCUGAUUGUGCCGCACACGACCGACCUCGCCACAUCGCAGUACGGCCACAAUCUCAUCAUCGCACUCGCCAGCGUCCCUGGAAAGGGGAGGGACCGCAGCGUGCCCUUCCACAUAAAGGAGGCUGUCAUGAACCGCCUGGGCACUGUCGAGAUGAACCUCCGUUCCACCUGGAUGGGCCGGAGUGUUUGGCGUGCAUGGAAGGGAGAUCUGUGGAAGACCAGGAUGGGUGACUGGAAGGCCUAUAUGAGGGAGGUUGAUGUGGUGCCGGAGCCGGCAAGGUCUGAUGCGAGGUCUGAUGCGAAGAAAGGCGGCCGACCUGAGAGGUGGCAGGAGCCUAGGCUAGAGGAGAAGGAGCCAGCUCCUAUGGAAGAGGAUAUGAGGGAGCAGGCAGGGGAACAGCCGGAGGUGAAGCCUGGCAACGGUGCAGCCGAUGAGACGGAAGAUGUGGUGAUGGGUGAAGCAGAGGAGGAGGAGGUAGAGAAGUCAAAGCUCAAGAAGGAGAAGAAAGAGAAGAAAGAGAAGAAAGAGAAGAAAGAGAAGAAGGAGAAGAAGGAGAAGAAGGAGAAGAAGGAGAAAAGGGAGAAAAGGGAAAAUGCAGAUAAUAAAUAG
This is a messenger RNA of Geosmithia morbida, 2451 nucleotides long. Its product is annotated as nucleolar protein 9. Gene Ontology annotation, cellular component: 90S preribosome; nucleolus; preribosome, small subunit precursor. NCBI's taxonomy places the organism in Eukaryota, Fungi, Ascomycota, Sordariomycetes, Hypocreales, Bionectriaceae. The record is from RefSeq and is a predicted model, not a curated record. Gene Ontology annotation, biological process: endonucleolytic cleavage in ITS1 to separate SSU-rRNA from 5.8S rRNA and LSU-rRNA from tricistronic rRNA transcript (SSU-rRNA, 5.8S rRNA, LSU-rRNA); endonucleolytic cleavage to generate mature 5'-end of SSU-rRNA from (SSU-rRNA, 5.8S rRNA, LSU-rRNA); ribosomal small subunit export from nucleus. The transcript has a single exon. Gene Ontology annotation, molecular function: RNA binding. The coding region runs from base 1 to 2451 and encodes 816 amino acids.